AUGAAGAGUGAGAAGCUAUAUCACUGGUCACAGUGUGGGAAGAGUUUUACUCAGCAGAGUGCUCUCCAACGACACGAGCGCAUUCACUCAGGAGAGAAGCCAUAUCACUGCUCACAGUGUGGGAAGAGUUUUACUCAUCAGAGUACUCUCCAACGACACCAGCACAUUCACACAGGAGAGAAGCCAUAUCACUGCUCAAAGUGUGGGAAGAGUUUUACUCAGCAGAGUACUCUCCGACAACACCAGCGCAUUCACACUGGAGAGAAGCCGUAUCACUGCUCACAGUGUGGGAAGAGUUUUACUCGUCAGAGUGAUCUCCAACAACACCAGCGCAUUCACGCAGGAGUGAAGCCGCAUCACUGCUCACAGUGUGGAAAGAGUUUUACUCGUCAGAGUGAUCUCCACCAACACCAGCGCAUUCACACAGGAGAGAAGCCGUAUCACUGCUCACAGUGUGGGAAGAGUUUUACUCAUCAUUGUUCUCUUCAACACCAGCGCUUUCACUCAGGAGAGAAGCUGCAUCACUGAUCAGUCUGGAAAGAUGUUUACUUAUUCAGUUACAUUUAAAACCUACAAGUGCACCAACUUGUAGACAUU
This is a messenger RNA of Neoarius graeffei (lesser salmon catfish), 597 nucleotides long. Its product is annotated as zinc finger protein 3-like. The transcript is spliced from 2 exons. The coding region runs from base 1 to 528 and encodes 175 amino acids. NCBI's taxonomy places the organism in Eukaryota, Metazoa, Chordata, Actinopteri, Siluriformes, Ariidae. Gene Ontology annotation, biological process: regulation of transcription by RNA polymerase II. Gene Ontology annotation, molecular function: DNA-binding transcription factor activity, RNA polymerase II-specific; RNA polymerase II cis-regulatory region sequence-specific DNA binding. The record is from RefSeq and is a predicted model, not a curated record.